Molecule: messenger RNA, 1636 nt
Organism: Chlorella variabilis
Lineage: Eukaryota; Viridiplantae; Chlorophyta; Trebouxiophyceae; Chlorellales; Chlorellaceae
Exons: 11
Coding region: 1-1377 (458 amino acids)
Source: RefSeq, a predicted model, not a curated record
AUGAGCGCCAGCAGCACAGUCGUAGGGCGGCCUAGAGCAGCGCGGAUUGCGCCCAAGCCGCCAUGCAGCGUCGUCGCCGCCGCCGCCGCCGCCGCCGCUUCCGCUGUCACGUGCCGCCGCCCGACAAUAGCCUUUGCCGCCGGCAGGCCGAGGCGACGGAACGCGGCUGUUGUCGCCGCGGGCGCUGGCAGCCCGUCGGCGCCGACGGAGCCCGCAUUCACCUCGCUCAUCCCCGAGACCCUAGAAGAGCUGGACAGCGACGAGGAGCUGCAGCAGCUGCAUGCCCGCAUCCAGCAGGAGGGGCAGGCGGCGCUGACGAGGGAGGAGCAGCAGCGGCGGCAGCGGUCGCUGGACCGUCUGGGGGUGGCGCCAUUUGGCCAAGUGCUGAAGGCUUCAGGAGUGAGCCCGCUGGUGCGCCGCCCCACCGCCGUCUUCCAGCUCAACAUAGGCCUCUACUGCAACCAAGCCUGCCGCCACUGCCACGUGGAGUCGUCGCCUAAGCGCACCGAGAUGAUGAGCCAGGAGGUGGCGGAGCGCUGCGUGCACCUGAUGGAGCGCGCGGCGGCGGCAGCCAGCAGCAGCAGCAGCAGCAGUGGGACCGGCAGCAGCGGGAAGCUGAUUGUGGACUUGACCGGCGGGGCGCCUGAGCUGACGCCGCAGUUCAGGCAAGGGUACCUGGUGCGCGAGGCGCGGCGGCUGGGCCAUGAGGUGAUCGACCGCUGCAACCUGACAGUGCUCCUGGAGCCCGGCCAGGAGGACCUGGCCGCUUUCCUGGCAGACCACAGCGUGCGCGUCGUGGCCUCCCUGCCCUGCUACUCUGCUGAGAACGUGGACAGCCAGCGUGGCGGCGGCGUCUUCCGCCGCUCCAUCGCCGGCCUGCAGGCGCUGAAUGCCGUAGGGUACGGCCAGCCCGGCUCCGGGCUGUCGCUGGAUCUCGUGUACAACCCCGGGGGCGUGUUUCUGGCGCCGCCCCAGGCCAAGCUGGAGCCUGUGUACAAGCAGGAGCUUGCCGACAACUUUGGCAUCACCUUCAAUUCGCUGCUGUGCCUCAACAACAUGCCCAUCAAGCGCUGGGCGGAUCACCUGGUGAAAGAGGGCAAGCUGGAGGAGUACAUGGCGCUGCUGGUGGACAGCUUCAACCCGGCUGCCGCGGAGGGCGUGAUGUGCCGCGACACAAUCAGCGUGGGCUGGGACGGCAGGCUGUACGACUGCGACUUCAACCAGCAGCUGGAGCUGGGGCUCACCACGCCCGGCCUGCGCACCGUGUUUGAUGUCGAGUCGCUGGAGGAGCUGACAGGCCAGCGCAUCGCUGUGGACAGCCACUGCUUUGGGUGCACCGCGGGGGCGGGCAGCAGCUGCCAGGGCGCGACGUCAUGAGGGCCCCGAGGCUAUCCGUGCGUUUCCCCAUCAGAAUGACGCAAACCAAGUAUCAGCACUGCAAUCACAUACUAGUCUGCAUGUCUGCCAUUUUUUCUUUCAUUCUCUGCCGCCAUCCCUUGCCUGUGGAGCGCGCUUCCGAGACAAGCGUGGCCAGCCUUCUUCUGUCCUUUCGUUUCCGACGAUGAAGUUUUCUGAGCGCCCGUUCUACCAGAUGCAUUUCAAAUUGUGCCCGCCCCUCUGUGAACACGUGAACAAC